Messenger RNA from Gongylonema pulchrum, 453 nucleotides. The record is from the annotation of a GenBank genome assembly. Lineage: Eukaryota; Metazoa; Nematoda; Chromadorea; Rhabditida; Gongylonematidae.
AUGGAGAAGGAGGGACUUGGAGAUGCAAGAUUCUUAUCACCUUGGUUAUCAGCAGCACUCUUUUGCCACCCGACGGCAGCCAGCGCAGACUGGACAAAUCGGAAGGAUUUUGCUGAGUCCUGUCCUGCUGAUCGCACGAAAGGAGCCAGCAUAGCUGUGCCAUCGCCAACAACAGGUAUGGCAUCAGCGAUAUCUAUUCAGAAUCCGUUGCUAUGUUCGCCUUAUCCACACGGAACACUGUUUGAGGCACGUCGUUAUAGUGAACCCACUACGCUACCUCAUCAUUUUGGCACUGGACGAAGAAAGAGUCGUGAGGGUUUGUUAUCAGUUUCAUCCUGGAGUGCAAGCUCCAUUAUGAGGCUUAAACUCAGUUCGCCGUUUUCCCACUUCGUAAAGGAACACAUGCAUUCAUUCACAGUUGGUCUCACUCUUUAUCCAUCGGCAGUCACUUGA